CAAAAAUCUGAAAAGAGCUGACUGGAAACGUCUGAAACUAGCCGCCUGAUGUUUUAAACGACAGCGUUUUGGACCGUGAUACCCGAGUUGAGAUUCCAGACGGCGCUGCCUCUUCAAGAAAACGCGUUCGUUGCGCCACUCUUUUAUUUGUUUGGCUUUCUUCACCACCAUUUUCCCAUUUCUUGCGACCUUCCUUUUUUUUUCCUUUUAGCAAAGGCUGUUCUUCAUUUUUUUUUCUAAAUUUAUAUAUUUUAGAUUAUUUACUCGUGCUUUUAUAUAUUUCAUCUUCAUAUUUCUUCUCUUUCUGAAGGACUUUGUAGUCUUCUUUUUUUCUUUGUAUCCGUGGCCGUUCUUGAAUAGAUUUAACUAGCCUUUCGGCGGGUUUGGGAGAUCUAGGAAAAAGAAAAACAUGGCUGACUCAAAACCAGACCAGCCUUUGAUGCCAUCAUCAUCAAGUAACCUACCUGAUUUUAAGAAAUCAGUUAAGCUAAAGUAUGUGAAGCUUGGAUACCAUUACUUAAUCACCCAUGGAAUGUACCUCUUCCUUACCCCUCUUGUAGUUGUCAUCGCGGCGCAGCUCUCGACCUUUUCUGUUAAGGAUCUUUUUGAUCUUUGGGAGCAUCUUCAAUACAACCUCAUUUCUGUCAUAAUCUGCUCGGCCCUUCUUGUUUUCUUGUCAACCCUCUACUUUCUAACCCGCCCUCGCCCUGUUUAUCUUGUCAACUUUGCUUGCUACAAGCCGGAGGAAUCUCGGAAAUGCACGAAAAGGAUGUUCGUAGAUCAGUCACAAUUGACUGGUACAUUCACAGAGGAGAACCUUCAGUUCCAGCGUAGGAUCCUUGAAAGGUCUGGACUAGGGGAUUCAACAUAUCUUCCGGAGGCGGUCCUCAAUAUUCCCCCUAACCCGUCAAUGCAUGAAGCAAGAAAAGAAGCGGAGGCUGUUAUGUUUGGUGCCAUCGAUGAGCUUUUGGCUAAGACCUCCGUAAAACCCAAAGACAUUGGAAUUUUGAUUGUGAACUGCAGCUUGUUUAAUCCAACACCAUCGUUGUCUGCCAUGGUUAUCAACCAUUAUAAGCUUCGAGGUAAUAUUCAAAGCUACAAUUUGGGAGGAAUGGGUUGCAGUGCAGGUUUGAUCUCGAUAGAUCUUGCGAAACAUCUUCUUCAAGUCCAUCCAAACUCCUAUGCAUUGGUUAUCAGCAUGGAGAACAUUACCCUGAACUGGUACUUCGGAAAUGAUCGUUCGAAACUUGUAUCAAACUGCUUAUUCAGGAUGGGAGGGGCUGCAAUACUGCUCUCUAACAAAUGGUCCGACGAAAGAAGAUCCAAAUAUCAAUUGGUUCACACUGUUCGCACUCACAAGGGUUCAGAUGAUAAAUGCUUUUCCUGUGUUACACAGGAAGAAGACUCCAUAGGGAAGAUUGGUGUUACAUUGUCGAAGGAUCUCAUGGCAGUUGCUGGUGAUGCCUUAAAGACCAACAUUACCACAUUGGGGCCUCUGGUUCUUCCAAUGUCUGAGCAGCUUCUUUUCUUUGCUACAUUGGUUGGCAAGAAGCUUUUCAAAAUGAAGGUCAAACCGUACAUUCCGGAUUUCAAGCUAGCUUUUGAGCAUUUCUGCAUUCAUGCCGGAGGAAGAGCCGUUUUGGAUGAACUGGAGAAGAAUUUGCAGCUGUCAGAAUGGCACAUGGAACCAUCAAGAAUGACUCUCUACCGGUUCGGGAACACCUCAAGCAGUUCUCUGUGGUACGAAUUAGCUUACUCCGAAGCUAAGGGUAGAAUUAGAAGGGGUGACAGAACAUGGCAAAUAGCAUUUGGUUCAGGAUUCAAGUGUAACAGUGCAGUUUGGAAAGCUUUGAGGACGAUAAAUCCGGUAAAGGAGAAAAACCCAUGGAUGGAUGAGAUCCAUAAUUUCCCAGUUGAUGUUCCAAGGGUCUCCAUCAUCUAAAUGACAGAAUUGGGUGGUGGUUUCAGCAUUGGGUGCAGGAAACCUUUGCAUUUAGAUAAUCUAGUUUUUUAAGUUAUUUAAAUGGGACUAGCUUUGAGUGGGAUUAUUAUUGUUGUAACAAUUUGUGGAAAGCAUUGAUUCGAGGGUGUUAUGAGAAAACAUUAGAACAUUGUGUUAUGAGAAAACAUUAGAACAUUCUUUUUUACUGAGAUUAUUUCAUGAGAUGCUUGGGCUUUCUUCCAAGAUCUUCAUCAUUUUAAA
Gossypium raimondii (Peruvian cotton) is the source of this 2203-nucleotide messenger RNA. RefSeq names its product 3-ketoacyl-CoA synthase 11. Gene Ontology annotation, biological process: fatty acid biosynthetic process. The record is from RefSeq and is a predicted model, not a curated record. Bases 410 to 1942 code for a protein of 510 amino acids. Gene Ontology annotation, cellular component: membrane. The transcript is spliced from 2 exons. Lineage: Eukaryota; Viridiplantae; Streptophyta; Magnoliopsida; Malvales; Malvaceae. Gene Ontology annotation, molecular function: acyltransferase activity, transferring groups other than amino-acyl groups.